This is a messenger RNA of Macadamia integrifolia, 637 nucleotides long. RefSeq names its product stress-response A/B barrel domain-containing protein At5g22580. The coding region runs from base 24 to 407 and encodes 127 amino acids. The record is from RefSeq and is a predicted model, not a curated record. NCBI's taxonomy places the organism in Eukaryota, Viridiplantae, Streptophyta, Magnoliopsida, Proteales, Proteaceae. The transcript has 2 exons.
AUCAUGGACUGCAGAGACUGGAAAUGGAGCUGCUACCUUUGUGUAUAUAUUCACUUGCUCUGAUUGCUCCUCUCCUCAUUGUGGCCAUGGGAGACCUCAAGCAUUUGGUUGUGGCUAAGUUCAAGGAAGGGUUAGUGGUUGAAGAGAUAAUUCAAGAGAUGGAGAAGUUACUGAAGGAGAUUGAUGCAGUCAAGUCCUUUGAAUGGGGACAGGAUACUGGAAGUGAGGAGAUGCUUAGACAAGGGUUCACCCAUGUCUUCUUGUUGACAUUUCGUAGUUCAGAAGAUUUCACUGCAUUCCUUGGUCAUCCUCGCCAUGUUGAGUUCUCUGCCACUUUUUCUGCAGCAAUAGAGAAAAUAUUGUUGCUUGAUUUCCCUGCUGUUGUUGUCAAGGCUCCUACUGCAUGAUUAGGAGUGAAUUUUAUCUCUAUGAAGAUUUCUGGCUUUUGUAUCUCAAGAUGGAAUUAUACAUUUAUAUGGGAACCAAGCUUGAUCUGUUUCUGUCUUGAUGGACCGCACAAGUCCAAUAAUAAUAUGUUCUAGUUGCAUGCUCCAUCUAUGUUUGUAUGGGUUUCUGUGUUUUUGAAUUUAAGUUGAAAGCUAUGAAGUAUGAACUGAGCUAUUUGCAAUUGACCAAA